CGCCACUUGUUUCCGGUCGCUCGCUGGCAGGCCGGCGCCACGAACGAACGAACGAAAUCUCUUGCCGGGCCCCACCCAACCAUCAAUCAAUCGCACCUCGUGCUGCUGUCUAGACCUGCCGGCUUCAACAAGCAGGGCUGACAGAACCCCCGCUACAAAGGAAUUGCGCCUGUGAACAAAGUUUCAACUCGACCUGUCAUCCAGCCUCCUUUAGGAGUAGGAGGAGGACGAGGGAUUGACACAGAGGUGGGGCGGCUUGGUGGCGUGGGAUAUAAAAAGUGACGGGCGUAAUGUCCGAGGCUCCAGUAGCCAUCACUGCUGCCGGUGUUGCCGUAGACACCAGCGGUGUAUUGAGUUUGCUAGAAGACGACGAAGACGACGACGAGACGCACGCUGUGAAUCUUUCGGUUCUGUCCACGGCGCACCAUUCUGCUAUAUCCGGGGAAGAUAUUGAGGCUAUGGUUGUACCGCAUGAUUCUCACCCUCACCAUCACCACCUCCUCCAUAAUCACCACCAGGCACAGACGGUAUCGGCAUUGCAGCAGACGGAUGAAGGCCAGAGCUUGGAGGAUUCUCUUGUGGCUCUACAGCAAGCCCAACACCAGUUCUCGCCUUCGCAGCUGUCUCCGGAAUCUGUGUCGUCCCUGCACCUUCCGUCUCCUUCAAACACUAGUUCCGACAUACCUGCCGACUCGAUGGCAAAGGCCGACCAAAACUCUCAGAACUCUGGCUUUGGGUUAAGCUCUGCUUCACCUCACUCGAUAUGUCUCUGCCAAGCACCAACGAGAAUCCCAAGACCACGUAACGCCUUCAUCCUCUACCGCCAACACCACCACGCAGCAGUCGUCGCCCAAAACCCUGGGAAACCGAACCCAGAAAUCUCCAAAAUCAUUGGUCACAUGUGGAAGACUCGCAGCGACGAAGUGAAGGCGGUGUGGCAGAGUCACGCAGAUGAAGAGAAACGACAGCACCUACAGAGGUACCCGCAGUAUCGGUAUCAACCGCGGAGGAGCGUUAAGAAGACUGCACAGGCGGCCGCAGCAGCUGUUGCCUCGGCGUCAUCAUUAGACCCGACUUCGCCACUACCGGCACUGGAGUCGGCGUUAUGCCCAAUAUGUGGGGGCCAAACUGGCGCUCUUCCUACUUCACCAAGCCCAGUUGCAACCUCCGGACGGAAGUCGUUACAGGCGUCGCGAACUACUCUUGCAGCAACUAUAACCACUGCAAGGAGAAACACUGGAAUUCUAGAUGACAAUGGCUCACCUGUGGACGAGAGGAGCGGAAAUACAACAGACCAAAUUGACCCCCGUGUGGGAGAAAAUUCCGGUAAUGGAAUGGUUGCGGGAAUUGAAGCGCUGCUACAACUUGGUCUGCGAAAUAUCGAAGACAAUGCAGCGGCAACUCUCAGUCCGCCGUGUCCUUCAAAAAGACGGAAACUCAACCCGUCUCCCAUGUCUCCAAACACGACAUCCCUCUCAAGCCCACAGCUCCUCCAGCAGAGUUUAUACACAACAUCAUUUGGCCACAGCAGUGACCCAAGCAUCGACUUCCUCCGAACAAGCAGCUUCGAUCCUGAAGAUCCGCCCUCUACAGCAUUGGUAGACUCCCCCAGCGGAAUCCUGCACAACCACCACAUCCCACACUAUGACGCACAAAGUACCACCGACCUGUUCGCCCUCAGAGCCGACAGCAUCCUCGAAAAAGCCCGCGCCAUAAGCCGCAUAUGCCCGCCCCUCUCAUCAAUGUCCGUUCCACCAUUCGGCACGCCCUCUGUAACCCGCAUGCCCAUCAUCACCGUCGACGGCGACGACGUGGACCUGGUAUCAGAUCUAUACCACCUCCUCUCGCGCGAGCUCGAAAAAUCGCCGAUCCAGCAGCCUCUCUACCACAUCGACGAUCCCGACGACCCCCUAACGGUCCUCUCCGACGCCGAGCUCGAGGGUCUCCUCGACAGCACCGGCGAGCUAGAAAGAGACAAUGAUGCCGACGCCGCACGAUAUCUCACUCACGUCGCCAGCUGGCGGCGGAAAUCCCCAGAAAUCAGGUCCGUGCUUAUGCAGCAGCAGCAGAUCGUACUGGUGAACCGCUACGUCCUCUCGCGCUGCGAGGUCGCCGCGCUAAGGCUCGAUACCGACGGCCUUUCGACGCUGGAGCAUUGGCAGUGGUGUGCGACUGUGUGGAAGGGGUGUGUGGGUGCCGACAUGACGAUUUUUGUGGUGGCGCUGCCGGAUGGCGGGUUGGCGGAAGAGCCCGUGAGGAGUAAGGAUGGCGGGAAGGUGGUAUUUGUGGGAAAGGCCGGGAGGAGGAAGGAGUGGGGUGGAAAAUUGAUGAGGAGGCUCGUGUUUGAUAUCAGUGAACUCGUGAGGAGUCUUAGGGGGUUUCCUGAAUAGAGACGGAAUGCAUGUACAUUUUUGGACAAUGAGCACAUACCUACCGUAUGUAUGAGGAUUUCACGAGGAGUCGCUUAUGAUGAAGGGAGG
This is a messenger RNA of Tricharina praecox, 2480 nucleotides long. RefSeq lists its product as uncharacterized. Bases 291 to 2390 code for a protein of 699 amino acids. Lineage: Eukaryota; Fungi; Ascomycota; Pezizomycetes; Pezizales; Pyronemataceae. The record is from RefSeq and is a predicted model, not a curated record. The transcript is spliced from 3 exons. Gene Ontology annotation, biological process: anatomical structure morphogenesis; cell differentiation; negative regulation of transcription by RNA polymerase II. Gene Ontology annotation, molecular function: RNA polymerase II cis-regulatory region sequence-specific DNA binding; DNA-binding transcription factor activity, RNA polymerase II-specific.